Messenger RNA from Polypterus senegalus (gray bichir), 5471 nucleotides. Its product is annotated as matrin-3-like. Gene Ontology annotation, molecular function: RNA binding; zinc ion binding. The record is from RefSeq and is a predicted model, not a curated record. The transcript is spliced from 21 exons. Gene Ontology annotation, cellular component: nucleus. Bases 244 to 3726 code for a protein of 1160 amino acids. Lineage: Eukaryota; Metazoa; Chordata; Cladistia; Polypteriformes; Polypteridae.
UUUGUUGUUCAUUGUCUUUGAGGUUUGUUUAUCUUAAGAUUGAAUACCGACUGCCUGGAUUGUAAUCUUUCUCUCAGCAAGCGAAGCGAGAAUUUUUAAGAAAACUAAGAAGAGGAAUUCUGCAAUUGCUGUUUUUGUUCUUUCUCAUUCUCUGCUGACUUGCAUUACACACUUUGGAUAAACUCUCUAGUCUUUUUAUUCUAAACUUAACCUUUGUACCACUGAUUUAAGCAUCAUCUUGCAAUGUCACGGGAUAUUCCUUUACGCAAUUCUGGAUUCGGCCUGUUUGGUGCCGUUCCAUCGUUGAGUUCUUCUGUCAGGUCUCAUUCUUCCAGCCAGAGCAGUGCAAGGUUGACAAAUUUGAAUCCAGGGUCCUUAAGCAUGCAAGGAUCUCGAAGUCUCUAUCCAGCAUCUGCUGGUCCAUCUCAAAGCCUGACACCUCUUGUUGGAAGUAGUGGCCGCAGUGCCUAUGCUUCACAACCACAUGGAAGCUUAAAUAAAGCAAUGAAACUUUUAACAAAUCUUGGUUUGUCUGCUGAAGACGUAGAUGAACUGGCCAACAUUCUUGAUGACAAGCCCAGUGUGGAAAUGCUGCCACGACUCCUCAUGCAGAUCAAAGCGCAAAAAUCUGGAAGGAUCACUAUGGCUAACAAUCCCAGGGUUGAUAUGUCUUUGCCAGAAGAGCGACCUUAUCAAAGUUUAAGUGAUAGUUGGGAAGAUCCUAAAAGCUCAAGAGUUGGUGCCUUUGAUGAAGGCCCUAGUUUUGGUCAUGUAGUUGAUUAUAAUUUUGGCAAAACAUCAGAAGAAUAUACUGGUAGCCAUAAGAGACUAGAUUAUGAGAGCAGAGUCCUUUGCAACAGCAGUCUUCGUAAUUCUGAUUCUUCCUCUAGUUUCUUUGAGUCUAAAUAUACUCGCCCUUCUUCGGGGCCUCUGCUUUCAAAGAUGGACAGGAGAAAAGGUUAUCCAUCCCCCAGAAAAAUUGAGGAUUACCAUGGAAAAAUGCCCAGUUCAUUUCCACAUGUUUGCUCCCUUUGUGAUGUUGAUGUUCAUUCCACUAAGGGCUGGAUUAACCAUGUUGAUGGAACACUUCAUGCUGAUUCCCGGCAAAUCCUAUUGGAUGUGUAUCCAGAAUGGGUUCCCAAUAGAAUUCAAGAUACAAUGCUGUUUGAAACCACCAAUCCAGCAGCUGGAAUACUUGGGCCUGCCCCAAUUAAUCCAUUUCUCAUGGGGCGGCCGCUGUCUGGAGUAACUACGCUUCAGGGUCUAAGCGGGGGAAUGUCAAGUCAGGUGCAUGCAACAAAAAAAUCUUCAGGAAAAGUCGUAGUUGCAAAAUAUAAGAAGGGAGCUUGUAACCUGAAGUAUUUGAUGAAUCUUGCAAAGCCCUUUGGAAAUGUCACAAAGCAUUUGGUUUUAGCAUACAAGGCCUUUUUAGAAAUGCGUACACAUGAACAAGCCCAAGCUAUGGUGGAUUAUUACCGAAGUCCUUCAGGCAAGAGUCUUUGCAGACUAGAUGAUAUAUACUUAUCUACUACAAUCAACACUAUUAUGAUCCAAGAAGAAACGCAGACUCAAAGCCCUGGUUAUGCUGUAGUAUAUUUUUCUAAUCUGCCACCAGAAAAAGAUGUUACAUCUGACUUGUUAGAAAUGGCCAGCCAGUUUGGACCUGUGCAGAACUCAUUAAUUUUUAAAUCUGAGGCUUUUAUAGAGAUGGUGAAAGCAUCUGAUGCAGCAACGAUGGCAAAUUAUUACAAUUUGCAUCCUGCAUCAUUAAAGGGUUUCAAGAUCAAAACAAACCUCUGCAAAAAAUACAAAAGAUUGAGAAUAAAACCUGAUAAAGAUGGGAGAAGAGAAUCUGCCGGCAGUGUUUCAUUAAAACCAAGAGAGAAGAAUCAGAAUGCAGUAGCAAAAGAAAGACAUACAAGACCCUUACUUGAUGAUUUCUCAGUAGCAAUAAAAAGGCCAGUAGACACAGAUACAGUUGGCAGUGCUAAUUCUGAUGGUGUUAAUCAGGAGAGUGAAGUAGAACAUGAAGAGGAUGACCUUGAAUUAGAGCAGUGUCCUGAAGACUUGCCCCAGUCAACAGAAGAUACAGACAUGCAGCCUGAAUUUAAAGAAAUGCAAGAUUGUUCAGAUGCUCAUAGUGAAGAAAACAAGAAAACAACUUCAUUACUUGAGUCGGAAGAGACAUUAAGUGAAAGUGUUAAAAUUCAAAAGGGUGAAUUGAUGGAAACAUCAGAGGAUCCAUCUGUACUAGAGAGUUCAUCCGAUCUCCCUGCAGAUGUCUGUGAUCAGAUUUUAGUACCUGAGACCAAGACCACGUCAGAAACAGACAGACCUAGUGAAAAUGAAAACCUUGACAAAGCAGAAGAAUCCAGUGAAAAGAUUUCCAAGCAUAAAACAUUUCAGUCCGCAAGAGGCAUAAAUUUACCUGAUGAGGAAGAACUUCUUGAGCCUGAAGAUAUGGAAGAUUUUGUUACUUUAGAUGAGGUUGGAGAUGAUGAAGAUGCAGAUAUAUCAGGAAUUUAUUCAGGGACAAAAACAGGUUCUCUUUCUAGAAAUCAUGACAGAAGACAAUUGCAGAAUGGAAGAGUGGUUGCUGUUACAGACUUUGAGAAGAAAAAGAAUAUUGGGAAGGAGAUUCUUCAGUUGGCUGAACCUUUUGGAACUGUGACAAACUACAUUGUUUUACAUGAUGAUGUUCAGGCACUAAUAGAACUGUCAAAGGAGGAAGAUGCAAUUAAAAUGGUGGACUUCUACAGUAAAAAAGAACCUGUGGUCUCUGGCACAAAAGUGAAUGUCCAUCUGUCUAAAUCAUUCAAGACUUUGGCGAAUACUGAACGAGUAGUUUACCUGAAGCAUCUUCCAUUCACAAGAUACACAGAUAAUGCUGUCUUGAAGCUUGCGAAACCUUUUGGGAAAGUUAGAUGCUAUAUCAUACUUAGGAAUCGAUUUGAGGCUUUUAUUGAGAUGGAAACUUCAGAUGAUGCUUUACAAAUGUCACAAGAGCUUCUUGCAAAUCCACCUGUGUUAAAUGGUAGGAAGAUGGAAGUUAAUUUGUGCAGAAAGUAUAAGAGGCUUUCGAGGGGUUUGAAACCACCUUCUCCAUCACCUGAUCAUGAGGUAUCUUCUCGAGCAGACAAUCAGAAGGAAAAAUCAAAAACAAAAGAACCAGCUGGCAAAAGAGUUCAUGAGUUAACAAGGUCCCCAAAAGGAAUAAGUAAUGAUGAUGAUGCAGGUCCAGCUGUUAAAAAGUUAAAAGAUGUAAAAGAAGAACCCACUUCUGCAGUGGCUGAAGAUCUGACCAUUCAAUCCCUGGAAUGUCCAGCAAUUGAUACUGAAGAGAAAUUCAGAAAAGAAAAUGACUCCUGCAACAUAAGUAUGGAAACUAGUAAUCUUGAUGAGCGUGGUAAUAUUAAUGAUAAAAAAGAAGAAAAUAAUCUGGACAUCAAGAUUUCAGAAUUCAUAAAGAUUGAGGAAGACAGCGAAAUAACAGAUGAAAAGGCUGAUUUCAGUGGUCCAGAAUGCACACUUGAGACACUAGGUCCAUACCAACCUUCACAACCUGUUGGGGUUGAGUAUGUAAUUCCUAAGACUGGGUACUUCUGCAGACUCUGCUCUCUGUUUUAUAGCAACGAGGAAAUGGCAAAAACAACCCAUUGCAGCACUUUGGGCCAUUACAGCAAAGUUAAAGAAAUGCUGCAAAAAAGUAAGGCUGCUGGAAAGUAAACAUCAGCAAGAAAAAAUGUGAACGCAGCCUUUAGAAAUAUGAAGAGAAGAGGUUUUCUACUUGUGUGUGUUCAUGGUGAACCUUCUGUAUAUGAAGCAGUGUGAACAUCCCUGUACAAAAUAUAUAUAUAAGAUUUUCAAAUCAUUUUUAAUAAAUGACAUUUUUGAGUUCUGUUUGUUUGUAAAGUAUUAAAGCAUUUCUUACAUGCUAAUAUUUUGUGUUUUCGUCAGAAAAUUUUAUAAUGGGCUUCCCAUAACAUAACGAUACUUUAUAUGCACUAGGAGAACAUUGUUCUGUCAGUUUAAUAUUUUUUGUGGACCAAUGUAAGCUCAUUUAAAUGGCUGGUGUAUUUCAGUUUUUUUUUUUUUUUUUAAAAUACGCAUGUAUUUCUACUAAUUGCCCUAAUGUUCUGGAUUUAGUUUAAAAUUAAAUUAUAGUUAUGAUUUAAGUUUUUUGUUUUAAGACUUUAUUUGUUGUUUUAAAUAUAAAGGACUGUUUUGCUGAAUACACCAUAAGUCAUUCCUCAAGUGACAUUAAAUUCAAAAAUAAUUUUUUAAGUGUUUGUGUGCAUCAUUGUAGAAAAUAUUUGUAGCUAUUUGAAAAAAACAUUCCUUUGAUCUUAAUUGCUUUUGUUUGCACAUCAAGUCCUUUCUCCUGUUAUAAUAAAAGUAUACAUAUGGUAGUUCAUUGGUUCGCUCCCUACAAGUCCCAGCCCAGGUACAGUCUGUGGUGUUUGCAUGCUCUCCACUUUUUUGUGUAAUCUGGUUUCCUCCAAAAAACAUUGACAUUUAGAGUGAUGUGCAACUCUAAAUUGAAUUAGUGGUUAUGGGUGUGCCAUGUAGUGGAUUGACAACCAGUUUAGGACCUUGUGUUGGAAUGAAGAAUCCAGAAAAAGAAUGGUGAGAUGUGCCAUUUUUAAAUGUGAAAUUUAAUGCACAGUGCUCUGUUUGCCAUGUAAAAUAAGUUAUAAAAUAUGCACCUCGCAGCAUCAUUCCAUGACUUUUUAGAUGCAUGCAGGCAUAUUGUUAACAAUGGAAGGAGUGUGUGUGAGGUGAGUGCGCGCGUGUGUGUGUCUGUGUAUCUCUCUCUCUCUCUCUAAUAAUUUUCAAGACCUUUUACCACCUCUCAUCGAUGUUUGUUAGCAAUAAGUUAUCCGUAACAUUCUACAAUUAAAUAAAUUAUGUUUUUAUCAUUAGAUAUUCUAUUAAGAAUGUAGGGAGGAUUUCAAUUUUAUUUUUGGUGGAUUGAUUUUAUGACAUCCAAGAAGUAUUCAAAAAUGCAGUUGAAACUCAUGUUUGACAAAUUUAGACAAGAUACUUUUCUAAAAUGAAUGUUCUUAAUAUUUGUUAUUCAUGGUUCUAAAUGUUUUUUUGGAAAUUGUUAUGAAAGUGAAAUUGUAAUUCUAUGUGCAGUAUUUUUAGAAUUACAUUGCACCUUUAUUCUGUUACAUAUAAUGUGCUUAAAAGUACAAUUUACAAAGGAGAUGUCCUUCCAGACUAUUUGGUAGUACUUACCUUAGCUGCUUAAAUUAACAUUACGUAAAUACAUUGUUUUCAUUAUUAUUAACUUUGUUUACUGUAUUUCGGAUUAGUUCCAAGGCUGUCUUGCAGAAAGUAGGGAUUUGCAAGCCAAUUUAUACAUAGUGUAUGUUAUUGUAUAAAAAUAUGCUUAUUUUCCUGUGGUUUAUAGGUCUUGAUUGUAUUUGGGGAAAAAAUAUGCACAAAUAAACAAUGUUCUACUUAUA